UCAUUCUUCUCGUUGUCACACUGCAACUCUGAUCCCUCUUUUGACGCACAAUCUCAAUCUCAUUUUGUGCGUCCUUCUUCAAAUCAAAUCCUCUCACAACGAAUCGCACCUUUCUCAUUUCGAUGCCCUCAUCCUUUCGAUUUUUUUCUGUUACCAGAUAGGAAUCCACGGCGCGCUUGGGUUGACAAAAAUUUGGGAAAGUGGAGAGCUGGACGCUAAGAAUUUGCGUUUCAAGAUGUCCUACUACUGGAAGCUUAUUCUUGGUGACAUAAUACAAUAUCGAGCUCUAAUUUUACAUUACUCGGCAUCUUUUUCAGGUUCAAAUUGUACCUCAGAUAUUUUUCACCAGCAAAGUCUUUCUGUGGCAUAGCAAAUUACAUUAGAACUAAUCACACUGCAAAACAGCAGAAACUUAUUCACUUUAUUUGGCAAAAAUGACAGAAAUCUUCAGCUACACAGCUUGCAGACAGUUAUCUCAGAUGUUCCUUGCAAUACUUUUCUUUCACACUUCUGAAUUCAUUCUAGCAAUCGUUAUUCAUGGGAGAUCAAAUGUAACCCUGAGUUCCCUUCUAAUUAGUGCACACUAUAUUUUGGCAAUGAUCUUUUCAUUGGCAGAAUACAUUUUUGAGAUUGUUUUCUUUCCAGAGUUAAAGGAAUAUUGGGUUAUUAGUAAUGUGGGCCUGGCAAUAGUUGUGAUUGGGGAAGUUAUAAGGAAGUUGGCUAUUUUAACAGCAGGGCACGCCUUUACUCAUCUUAUAAGGACUCACCGUCAUGAUGAUCACCGCCUGGUUACUCACGGUAUAUAUGGAUUUAUGCGCCAUCCAGGGUACUCUGGUUUCUUCAUUUGGUCUGUUGGUACUCAAAUAAUGCUUUGCAACCCCAUAUCAGUUGUUGCAUUUGCAGUUGUUGUCUGGCGCUUUUUCGCUAAGCGAAUACCCUAUGAAGAGUAUUUCCUGAGGCGGUUUUUCGGACGUGACUACAAGGAAUAUGCCAAAAAAGUGGGGUCUGGGGUUCCCUUCAUUAAUUGAAAAGACUAGCCAAUUUGAUGAGCUGAACUAUAUCUUCACAGUGAUCCAUGCUAAUCAAGAAUGUUUGAAUUGUUUCUAUUGAGAAGAUUUGAGCCAUGCUUCAUAUUGUUUUCAACACGUCUAAUUGGCUAUGCCUUCAUUGUAUACAGCUGUGCUUGUAUGGAACAUCUGAAAAUAAGGUUGGCUUAGGUGACCAAGAUUAGUAUCAUGGUCUAGAUCAGAGAUCGAUGGGCAUCUAGCAAGCCUACAAAUUUUGCCAGUGGACACAUUCCUCGGGUGCAUUAAAUAAUGCUCAAUUGCUCAGGCAUGUUCAAACCAAUAAAAUUUAGCUACUAUUUAACUAGGAUCUUCGUUUUUUUGUACAAGUUUCUGCCAUUGGCAAUGUAGUUGGAUUCAACCUAGCACUUAUGUAAACUUUCAUUUGUAACUUGAAAAUGCUUACAAAUCAGAGAAAUUACGUCACAA
This is a messenger RNA of Arachis stenosperma, 1493 nucleotides long. Its product is annotated as protein-S-isoprenylcysteine O-methyltransferase B-like. The record is from RefSeq and is a predicted model, not a curated record. The transcript has 2 exons. Gene Ontology annotation, cellular component: endoplasmic reticulum; membrane. Gene Ontology annotation, molecular function: protein C-terminal S-isoprenylcysteine carboxyl O-methyltransferase activity. Gene Ontology annotation, biological process: C-terminal protein methylation. Bases 435 to 1028 code for a protein of 197 amino acids. NCBI's taxonomy places the organism in Eukaryota, Viridiplantae, Streptophyta, Magnoliopsida, Fabales, Fabaceae.